CCAAUUCAGGCAGGAUGCAUUUGGAGAGAGUAGUGGAUAAAUCAUUUGCUUGCUAAUGGGUUAAUGAUUAAUUGAAAUUAAUUAGGGGUAUUUUCAGGAGCACCGCCGCUGUGGCUCAGUAUUUGGCCUGGAUAAUUUCAAUGAGAUUUAGGCGCCUUAACGGAUGCUGACACUGAUCUGAAGGUGCAUACUGCUCCCGGACGUGUUUGUAACGGCCAUUCAACGUGCGGACGCUCCUACCGAGGCUACACUUUCUGGCACAGAUGUGCCUCAUAUUCACAUAUUCGAGGAUAUCUGGCUUUACACCGAUGUCUACGGGAUGCAUACGUGAGUUUACAAUACGAACGUAGGGAGACAGGUGACUCAUCUCGUGCACUGAAGCCAGCAAAAGCCAUCGGAAAAGAGUCUUGGAGAGACUGCGUCCCGACAGCGUGGGUAUAGUCCUAUUCGAGGGAAAUAUAUUGUAUUAGGGUUUAAAGUUCCACUUUCCGCUUGACACCGUGGUGCAUUUAUCGAGGUGAAGCAUUGGGAGUAAAUUGGUUCGUGUUCGGGGGAAUUGCUCAAACAGCUUUUGCUGAAUACUGACAUGGUCAGUGAAGAUUUAUGACAGGAGAGAGCGAUACUGUAUCUCUUCGCUGGCAAAACGACUUCUUGUACCGCCACAACUGUGCCACGAGACACACAAGGAGCCUUUGAUAGGCACUGGAGCGGACCCAGUGCAUAUCAAGCAGCGCCCUGCAGUAAGAGAGUAAUUUGGGCCAUAUACCCGUUACAAAGAACAUCAUUUAGGGUGGAAAAAUUCGGACACUUUUCUUCUUUAACGAUGAAGGGUUAGAAGCAACAGUCACCGCUAUCACCAAACCCAUGUGAAGAGAAUGUGCCGCGGGUGCGCACUAGCCAGAACUACAGAGCCCGCAUGAUCAUCGAUUCGCGCUGUGAUUUUGUGCUGCGUUCGUGAAAAAAGAAGAGAAAGGAACCGGGGUAAAACAUAAUCAAACAAUAGAGUUUUCGAUUCCAAGCAUGGCGACCAGGAUAUUAUACUUGUUCGUUUGGUCUGCGGCAUUUCUUGCUGAGCUGCAGUGCGCCUCGCAAAUGACCACCGCAGGGCUUGCAUUCCCCACUGCGGGGCUUGGCAACAGCAGCAGCAGCGGGGAUGCCAGAAGCAAAAAAGACUCCAACCAGACCUACAACUCCCGACUUAAGAGGAAAAACCUGGCCAUGGAUUUUGCAGUGCCCUCUCUGUUGCGCUACUACAUUACCGAGUUGAUAAAACGUCCACUUAACGGAGAUUGUCUGACUUUUAGUGGGUGCUAUACGGUGCGCGCUAAUUUAAGGAUGCACUGCAUUCCCUUACAAAAAACGGUGGCUACUUUUCUUGACCCAAAGUUGGUUGCAAUCGAUAGCAUGGCGGCAGAGAAUUCAACCAGUGCUGGUGGACAGCUUCCGCACGGCUACAAGAGGCCGCUGUCCAAAGUUCUGAAUUUGGGUUUGACGAAAGCCAGCCGUAAAUCGAAUCAAGUCGUGGUGGAAAUUGGGGAGGACUUGGUUAAAACGGGAUGCGGUGGACUGGCAGUCUACGAGGAAGACCCGAUAUUUUUCCUGGAAAUUGACCUAACAAAUAUUUUGGAAUGGUGGUUCGGCGCCGAAGGGGGCCGGCUAAGAGUCCGGCUUAUGCCAGAAAAGAAAGCACAGGUUCCCGGGAGAGAGGACAAGUACACCGCGGCGAUACGAGCAGCAGACCCCCGCCUCUUUCUUCAUAUAGCCUCCGGAGGUGAGUCGCUGGUGGGCCGAACCGGACUGGGUGUCCCACGGGGUUACUGGAACUUCUCCUGGCUGGCCGAGGAUGAGCUAAACUCCCCCAAGGUCGUGGCGCCGACAUCAGAUACCGGGUGCCCCGGCAACAGGAAGCCAUGUGACCACCCGCAGCCGGAGGAUAACCCGGAUUUCACGUGGAGCGUGGUGGCGGCAGACAACCCCUGGGAAGAGGGGAACGGGAGGAUGGAGAAGAAAGGAGGACGUACACAGGGCUGGGAGGAAGGUCAGUUCCUGUGGGUGAACGGCUCUGCCUUGGCAGGUCCAUGGGUCCUGAGCCCCUGGCUGUGGGGAGGUUGGGACCCCUGUGGGAUGGACAUGGCCAUGUUCCUGCACCCCCUGCAGAGCGGACGCUACACGGUGUGGCUCAUCGAGAGGGACAAAAUUCCGCUAGCCCUCUUGUCCACUGACAUGCUUCCGCCCAUCACAGGCUGGGCAGUGGUCCACCUCACCCUGGGGUCCCGUGGAAUGGCGACCUUCAGGAUCCAAGCCAGCUAUGACCGGCCGAACGAACAGGACGCCACCGCCACGAUCAAACCGGGCUUCACCACCAACUGCACCAUGGAUCUCUCCCCUUUCCACAACAUCCCCCUCCAGGGCCAGUACCAUUGUCACCACGGCCCGGGGGUCCCUCUGGGACAGUUGUGUGACUUCACGAUGGACUGCCCACUCGGCGACGACGAAGGGGACAUGUGCAGUCAGUUUCUCAACGGCAGCUACUGCUCCUUCGAGGAUGGUGAGUGCGGUUGGCAGCCAACAGCGGCCAAGGGAUCCUCCUGGAGGCGUGUCCACACCCCGCCAAAGGGGGUGCGGCCCAGCUGUUCAUCAUCCUCAGGUGCCAUGUUCAGUGUGGACGGAGGGCAGUCCAAGGGUCAUCAGGUGUCAACGUUGCUCAGGAGCCCUCUCUUCCCACCUCCCCUACGGAACUCUCGAUGUGAGGUACGGUUCUUGAUGUGUUCUGGAGGUGGCCAGAGAGGGGCACUGUCUUUGUGGCUGGUGGAAAACAGCACACGACCAGAGGAGCAGCGCAGACUGUGGCACUCUGCCAACGAGCGCAGGACCAAGAAAGGCUGGAGGCGCAUUAUCGUUCCUCUCUACGGACUUGUUGACUGGUUCUGGCUCCAGUUCAGUACUGACAAUGGAUCAGGUCCAGGAUCAGCGAUUUGUCUGGAUAACAUCUCCUUCAGUAUGGACUGCUUCCUGGCCUCCAAUGGUGAAUUUCCUCCAACGGUAACCGGCACCACUAAACUGCCAUUGAAACCAACCAAUCAGAACAUUAAAACAACCACCCCAUCCAAUGGAAACUCAAGAACAUUGUCAGACCUUCCUACUCCAACUGACUCAACGAAAUGGGCCUUUCACACUUGUGGGGCAGUUGGUUCAGAGGGGCCCACCCCAACCCAGUGUACCAGCUCCUAUCGGAACAGCAAUGUCAAUGUUAAUGUGACAACCAGAAGCCCAUUCAAAGGCAUCCAAAUCUGGAGGGUACCGGAGACUGGCAUCUACAGGAUCACAGCUUGUGGGGCGGCUGGCGGUCGCAGUGUAUUGGCCAUGACCAAGUCACAUGGUGUCCAACUCACAGCGGACUUCCCGCUUCAGAAGGGCGAGUUGCUUCAUUUCCUGGUGGGCCAAAAAGGAGAAGACGCUUGCCCCAAUACCAACAGGACACUGAACAAGAUCUGUUUAGAGCAGACGCCAUUGGACAAGAAGACACAGGUCAAAGGGGGCGGAGGAGGAGGAGGAGGAGCCACCUAUGUGUUCAAGGUGGAGAUGGGUGUCCACAUCCCCCUGAUCAUCGCAGGUGGAGGUGGGGGACGUGGGUACAGCAGCCAAUCGGACAGCCAGGUUGAGUCAAUGGACCACACCGGUGUACCAGGGCAUAACGGGAAGUCUGGAGCGGCAGGUGGAGGCGGAGGUUGGAAUGACAGUAACCCUGGGUCUCAGGGUGGGAGACCCCUAAUACUUGGAGGCCAGGGGGGGCAACCCUGCCAGAAGUCGGGCUGGAAGACUGUAGGGGGCUUCGGGGGAGGGGGAGGCCCCUGUACAUCCGGUGGUGGAGGAGGGGGGUAUAGAGGUGGCAACACCUCUGAAGCAAAUGACCCAAAGCAGGACGGAGAGGACGGCUCCUCUUUCACCCACUCAGAGUUAGAGAUCUUCCUGGAUGCUCUGAAAGGGAUGGAAAGUGAUGGAGAGGUGAUCAUCUGCCCCGUGCAGAACUGUAGCCACUGUGAGACGGGCGAGUGUCAUGAGAACGAGGAGGGGACAAUAUGUUACUGUGACGAGGACCUCGUACUUGCCCCCGACGGUGUCUCUUGUGUCAAUGCAUCAACAGAGGUAUCUCCCCUGCCGCCCCAGCCCUCCCUGUCCCAUCUGGCCCUGGGUCUGUCUGUGGGGACCUCAGCCCUCAUCGCUGCCCUGCUGCUAGCUGUGUCUGGAGUCAUGAUCAUGUACAGACGGAAGCACAUAGAGCUACAGUCCAUUCAGCUGGAGCUCCAGAGCCCAGACUGUAAACUGAGCAAGCUGAGGGCCUCCACCAUCAUGACCGACUACAACCCCAACUACUGCUUCGCUGGGAAGACCGCCUCUGUCAACGACCUGAAGGAGGUGCCCCGACGCAACAUCUCCCUCACCAGGGGUCUGGGACAUGGUGCCUUCGGUGAGGUGUAUGAAGGGAUGGUAGUGGGGAUACCUGGAGAGUCCAGUCCCCUGCAAGUAGCAGUUAAGACACUCCCUGAGGUGUGCUCUGAGCAGGAUGAGCUCGACUUUCUCAUGGAGGCUCUCAUUAUCAGUAAAUUCAGCCACCAGAACAUAGUGGGGUGUAUAGGGGUGAGUCUUCAGGUCCUGCCACGCUUCAUCCUACUGGAAUUGAUGGCCGGAGGAGACGUCAAGAGUUUCCUGAGAGAGACGCGGCCCAGACUGGAGCACCCCUCUAGUCUCUCCAUGGUGGACCUGCUCAACGUGGCCAGAGAUAUCGCACAGGGAUGCCAAUACCUGGAGGAGAACCAGUUUAUACACCGGGACAUUGCAGCUCGGAACUGCCUGCUGACCACCAAAGGACCGGGGAGAGUGGCCAAGAUAGGGGACUUUGGAAUGGCCAGGGACAUUUACAGGGCGAGCUACUACAGAAAGGGUGGGCGCGCCAUGCUGCCUGUGAAGUGGAUGCCUCCCGAAGCCUUCAUGGAGGGGAUCUUCACCUCCAAAACGGACACGUGGUCCUUUGGGGUUUUGCUAUGGGAGAUCUUCUCUCUGGGCUAUAUGCCCUAUCCCAGUCGCAGUAACCAGGAAGUGUUGGAGUUUGUCACCAACGGGGGAAGGAUGGACCCUCCCAAAAACUGCCCAGGGCCCGUGUACCGAAUAAUGACACAGAGUUGGCAGCAUCAACCGGAGGACAGGCCCAACUUCUCCACCAUCUUGGAGAGGAUUGACUACUGCUUACAGGACCCCGAUGUGGUGACUGUUACCUUACCUGUGGAAUAUGGGCCCCUCCCCGAAGAGGAGGAGCGGGUGCCCAUGCGCCCUGAGGACCCAACGGCCUCUCCCCUGCUGGUGUCCACUCAGAUGCCCGACGGGGAGGGCCCUGCACCGCCACCCUUUGCCCCUGACUCCGAGGUGAAACAAAGAGUCAAGCAGCCCCUCCUAUCCAGCCAACCCCCCGAAACUGCCAAGCACCAGGUGAUGGCGCAACAACCCCAGUCCUACCCCCACCCUCAGACAUUCACCACGACCACCAUCACAGCCACCUCCUUCAUCUCCACCUCCAAGGCGCCUCCCCCCAUCUCCACCCAGCAGCCCAACCCAGAGGGGGGCCACAUUAAUCUGGCCUUCGCCCAGGGCCACCCUAAGGAUAAGGAUGGUCACAAUGGGAAGCCCACCAACCUGUGGAACCCCACCUAUGGCUCCUGGUUCCUCCAGCAGCAGCAGAGGAAGCAGCAGCAACAACAGCAGCAGCAAAGGCAGGGAGACAUGGGCAGUGGGGGUGGGGGGGUUGGAGGUGGGAGGGUGCCGGGCGAGGGGCAGGAGUACCAGGGGCGGACUGUGGCCGAGGCGGCGGGGGCCCUGGGUCUCCAGCAACAGCAGCACAAGCAGCAGCAGUUCCAGCCACCUUAUCCCUUCCAUCCGCAGCAGCAACAGCAUCAACAACAGCAGAUGCAUCUCCUGCACCACCAACAGCAGCAGCAACAGCAGGGGCUCUGCAAGCCCCUCUUGCCCCCUCCGCCCCCACCCCAGGCCACCUUCUCGGAUAUCACUGCCCCUACCCCGCUCCUGUUAGAUUCUGCCACCCUCCCCCCAGUCCCCCUCUUCAGACUUCGCCACUUCCCCUGCGGGAACAUCGGCUACGGCUACCAGGAGCAAGGGUUGCCCCUGGAGGUGACCCACCACCACCACACUAACCCUGUCAACCCCCAUCCUCCCCCGUCUCCUCCUCCCCCGCCACCCGUGGCCCUCCAGAGAGGAGUGGAGGGGACCCAGCUGUCGCUGAGCUGCUCGACGACGGCCAAAGCCGAGGACAGCCGUCCGCUGCUGGUCACCAUGGGGACUGUGCAGGACCCCAGGCUGCCCCGGAUGGAGGGCCGCAAUGCCACGGUGCUUUAGCCCAACCUCCAUCUUGCUUUUUGUCUCUCACCUCGGAGACCAUGUGUAUAGGCAGACAGGCGUACAGCCAGACUAGAUGGUACACCAAGCAACAUUGUGUCAGGACAGUACCCGCUGCCUUAUGACCCCCCCCCUCUUGGUUUCAUCCACAGUUUGGAUUGACACAUUUUCACCUGGCCAAUGGUUGCGGAGUCAAAAAAAUGUAAAAGAAUCUCUGAAAUGCCUGCUGAAAUACCAAUGGGUGUUAAAGUAACUGCCCAGUGUUUCCAGAUUUCUAUGAAUAUUACUUACAAUAUGAGAGAAAUAGUUUUCCUUCCAAAAAUGGGUAAUUGAGUAUGUUAAAUAGUAGCUUUUCUGUGUUGGAAUUGUGUGUGCGUACCCCAACAACAGAAUGGUGUGGGCUUAUACCAGUCAUAAACAAUAUUCACGUACAGUGGGGAGAACAAGUAUUUGAUACACUGCCGAUAUUGCAGGUUUUCCUACUUACAAAGCAUGUAGAGGUAUGUAAUUUUUAUCAUAGAUACACUUCAACUGUGAGAGACGGAAUCUAAAAUCCAGAAAAUCACAUUGUAUGAUCUUUAAGUAAUUAAUUUGCAUUUUAUUGCAUGACAUAAGUAUUUGAUACAUCAGAAAAGCAGAACUUAAUAUUUGGUACAGAAACCUUUGUUUGCAAUUACAGAGAUCAUAAGUUUCCUGUAGUUCUUGACCAGGUUUGCACACACUGCAGCAGGGAUUUUGGCCCACUCGUCCGUACAGACCUUCUCCAGAUCCUUCAGGUUUCGGGGCUGUCGCUGGGCAAUACGGACUUUCAGCUCCCUCCAAAGAUGUUCUAUUGGGUUCAGGUCUGGAGACUGGCUAGGCCACUCCAGGACCUUGAGAUGCUUCUUACGGAGCCACUCCUUAGUUGCCCUGGCUGUGUGUUUCGGGUCGUUGUCAUGCUGGAAGACCCAGCCACGACCCAUCUUCAAUGCUCUUACUGAGGGAAGGAGGUUGUUGGCCAAGAUCUCGCGAUACAUGGCGAGUAUUGGAUGCAUCCUCCCCUCAAUACUGUGCAGUCAUCCUGUCCCCUUUGCAGAAAAGUAUCCCCAAAGAAUGCUGUUUCCACCUCCAUGCUUCACGGUUGGGAUGGUGAUCUUGGGGUUGUACUCAUCCUUCUUCUUCCUCCAAACACAGCGAGUGGAGUUUAGACCAAAAAGCUCUAUUUUUGUCUCAUCAGAGCAGGUCUACAAUUUUAGCCCUGAUGUCCUUACACAGCUCUCUGGUCUUGGCCAUUGUGGAGCGGUUGGAGUCUGUUUGAUUGAGUGCGUGGACAGGUGUCUUUUAAACAGGUAACGAGUUCAAACAGGUGCAGUUAAUACAGGUAAUGAGUGGAGAACAGGAGGGCUUCUUAAAGAAAAACUAACAGGUCUGUGAGACCUGGAAUUCUUACUGGUUGGUAGGUGAUCAAAUACUUAUGUCAUGCAAUAAAAUGCAAAUUAAUAACUUAAAAAUCAUACAAUGUGAUUUUGGGGAUUUUUGUUUUAGAUUCCGUCUCUCACAGUUGAAGUGUACCUAUGAUAAAAUUUACAGACCUCUACAUGCUUUGUAAGUAGGAAAACCUGUAAAAUCGGCAGUGUAUCAAAUACUUGUUCUCCCCACUGUAAGUAGCCCGCUGAUUGGCCAGCUCAUCCUCCUCCAGACCACUGAUUGGCCAGCUCAACCUCCUCAGGGAGAUGACGUGUUCUAUGAGGAAAUAGCAAGCAUUUUUUAAAUGGUCUGUUUGAGAUACAAGUUAAAGGUGGAGUUUUUGAAGUGUUUUUCCCCCCAAUUUAUGCUUUGGCCACAAAUACGAGUAUAGGACGAGUCAACAACAUUAACAAAAUAUAAAAGUUAGAUUUUCACUGGGCCGUUACUUUAAAGCACAUUGGAGAGCUUCAAAGACCAUUGGGAAGACAAAGUUGUGGACCAUUGGCUAGAAAAACAGGAACAAUGGACAUUUUGCAACACUUGCUAAAAUGUAGCCGCUAAGGGAGUGAUACACUAUACGAAGAGAGCGGGCUGAAUGAGUUGUCAGCUAUUGUAACAGGACAGGGUGAAUCGUUUCCAUCUGGUUGAACUAGCUAAUUUAUCCGCAAUGUUUUCACGAGUCAACCGCUUAUCUUCGCGGCUCUGUAGAUGUCAAUGCAGCCUUUCAUCACAAGUCAUUCUGGAAACAAACAGUUUGUGUUUCACAAACAAAAACAUGUAGAACAUGGUAACUGAGAACAAUACACAUCUGCCAGAUGUCUAACUGAUUGUAGCAUUAAUUAACUUAUUUGGCUGUCAAUCAUUGCAGUUCAUCCAUUUCCUUUGGGAUUUCUGGCCUUGGCAGUUGAUUCACCAAUCAGAAAUGAUUUUUUACAAAAAUAUUGGGAGAAUCGCACACUGGAUUCCGGAGAGGAUGAUAUUGUGUUUGUUGAUGUUUGCCUGCCUUCUCAUUGACUUAUUAUUUCGGGAACUCUGUAUAUUAAUGGACACACUUCUUACACCCAACCAUAUCCAAAUUCAUUUGGCAUUUUUUUAGAAGCAGGAAUUUUUGUCCAAUGUCGAAUUAAAUUGACCAAUGAAUGGUAUUUCAGAUAGUUGGAAACUAAAAGCACUCAUCUAGUUGAAUGUUGCUAUGGUAUGAGGGUGGGAGUGAACGGGAACUGUUGGGGGGUGUAAUGGUGCCAUAAGCACUGUAUGUGGGCGGCUAUUUUUGAACUUUAAGGUGCGUGAGUAAGUGGUAGUCAUCUGUGUGUGCAUAUGUUUGUGUGUUUGAGAGAAAGAGAUGGAGGGAGAAGGGGGAGAAAGAAAGAGAGAUGAAGAAUGUUAUUCGAGGCACAAUACUAUGGAGCUUACUUCAUACUGUUUAUUCAGGCAAGUUUACCUUCCAUUUCUCAUUGGAGAUUUUUGAUAUGUAUAUAUUAUGGCCCUCUAUGGAAAGACAGAAAUUAGUGUUCCAUCAACUUCCAUGGACACAUAGUUGGAGAUUAAUUUAAUUGAAAGUGUGCUUUUAAAAUAGGAAAUGUUGGCAUUUUUGCUGGGGGCCUUUUUUCAACAACCUUUUCUUGAUUCAUAAUUUUUUUUUUUUGCCUUACCCAGCGGCUAUAUUUAACAUUGCUGAAUAGGUCGUUACCCCUAAACUGCUAUUUUAAAGUACUCAAUGUUAAUACAUUUGCAUAAUUUAUCUUUUCUAUUUUAAGAACGACUACUGUAGAAUAUAAAGUAUUCUGAGUGAAAAGUUUGAAUACAAAUUGCUUGUGGUCCACUUGUGCAAAAUCUAUGGCUAAUAUUUUGUGAGGAUCUAACUUCUUACUCCUUCAGUUAUCAACCAUGUCUACAUUUACAUUCAAUGUGCAUAGCCUCAACACUGUCAAUGCAGUCUGCUUUUAUACAUUCAAAAAGUUUGCUUGUGGUUAUUUUGUGAUUAUUCAUUAAUUUGAAUGUACAGUGCGAAUCAACUUUCACGUACUUAAGUCUCAAACGGACAUGAGUGCUAGUCUAUGCUAAGCUAAGAUGAAGUUGAUUUGAGUGCAUCCAGGAAGUGCCAAUGUGUCAGUUGUUUGCCUGUCUAUGUUGUUAACCCUUUACUUGAACACUCUUUCAUAAAGCUUUACAAGCUGUCAUAGACAUGUCACAAGUAGUGAAAACAUUUGAUAACACAAGGUGUUGUUCAGUUUAUGUCUUGAAGUAAGCUUAUGAUAGUGGGUUCAAGUAACACGUGGCACUAUUGUUCAUCUGCAGUGGCUGUGUUCACACAAAUUGCUGUUUCUUUGCAGCAACUCAUCUGAAGUCCGUUGCUCCUUGUAAAAACCAACUGAAUUGCAUCUGUAAAAUGUUGUAAUUAUGAUGUAUUGUACUAUGACUGGUAACCUCUGAAUGUUGCCCUUCAGAUGACAUCUGCCAAAAUUAAUAAAUUACUAUAUAAUGACUA
This is a messenger RNA of Salvelinus fontinalis (brook trout), 10339 nucleotides long. Its product is annotated as ALK tyrosine kinase receptor-like. Gene Ontology annotation, molecular function: ATP binding; transmembrane receptor protein tyrosine kinase activity. The record is from RefSeq and is a predicted model, not a curated record. The transcript has 29 exons. Gene Ontology annotation, cellular component: signaling receptor complex; membrane. The coding region runs from base 1021 to 6405 and encodes 1794 amino acids. NCBI's taxonomy places the organism in Eukaryota, Metazoa, Chordata, Actinopteri, Salmoniformes, Salmonidae. Gene Ontology annotation, biological process: regulation of neuron differentiation; positive regulation of kinase activity; cell surface receptor protein tyrosine kinase signaling pathway.